AUGGAGCCAUCAAGUGACACUCCACCUCCGCGAACAACCAAGGGGGAUGGGAAUGCUUUGUAUCUCCUCGCCAUGAUUUGCUUAGUUGCAACGGCGAACUCGGCAACCCAGGGCUAUGACUCGUCCAUGAUGAAUGGUCUGCAAAUCUUACCCUCGUAUACCGAUUACUUUAAGCUCACUACAACAACGCUUGCGCUUAACGUGGCUAUUGUCUUUGUGGGAUCGGUAUUAGCCAUGCCUAUUGCUGGCCCAAUCAUUGAUAAUUGGGGGCGAAGAUGGGGCAUCGCUAUUACAGCAAUUCUAGCAAUGACGGGGGCUGCCAUCCAGGGUGCUGCAGUCCACGAGGUUAUGUUCUGUUGCGGUAGACUGCUGGUUGGUGUCUCAGUCACCACAGGUGCAACCGCUGCACCAACAUAUAUUUCGGAAAUUGCACCUCCGAAGUAUCGCGUUAUGCUCACUGGUUUAUAUGGCUGCUCAUGGUAUGUUGGCAGUCUUAUGGCUGCAGGUAUCACAUAUGGAAGUCAAUACAUCGAAGGCACGUGGUCAUGGCGUCUUCCGUCCCUGCUACAAUUUAUUCCCUCAAUAUGCUGCCUUAUCCCACUGCCAUUCAUCCCUGAAAGUCCGCGAUGGCUCAUUUACAAAGAUCGUCAUGAUGAAGCGAAAGCUAUUCUCACCAAAUAUCAUGGUAAUGGAGAUCCAGAGUCUGUACUUGUCGAUAUUGAGUACGCCGAGAUAUGUCAAACCUUGGAGCAUGAGAAAUGUAUGCAGAAGACGAACCUCAAAGCUCUGGUUCAAACUCGCCCCAAUCGAUGGAGGAUAGGUGUGGUUGCAGCCACUGGAUUUUUCUGUCAAGUGAGUGGCAACAACAUCAUUACUUACUACCUUAGCAGCGUACUAGAUGCUGCAGGUAUUAAGGAUACGAAAACUCAGCUCGGUAUAAAUAUUGGAAUGAGUGUUUUCAAUCUUUUCACCUCCGCUGUCGGUGCUUGGGCAGCCGAUGCAAUUGGACGCCGCAGAGGCUUUUUGUGCUCUACUGUGGUCAUGUCUUUACUCCUCAUAAUAGUUGCUGUUAUCACAAAAGAAUUUGGAGACAACCCAACAGUUUCCUCCUCAGCUGCUGAAGUGGCCUUGAUCUUCCUCUUUUUCGGUGUUUAUUCUCUUGUGUGGACACCACUUGCGACGCUGUACCCCGUCGAGGUGUUAUCAUACUCGAUGCGUGCAAAUGGCAUUUCCUUCUUCAGCGCUGUCUGCUACGCCACAGCAUUCCUUAAUACAUUCGCCAUCCCAUAUGCUAUGGAUUGGUCAGCUUGGGGAUUCUAUCUCAUCACGUCCUUCUGGAAUCUAUUGGUGGAGGUACCUAUCAUGUACCUUUAUUUCCCAGCAACUGAGAAUAAGACGUUGGAGGAGAUCGAUAUCAUCUUCGAGGGCGUCAGGCACGUGGAGAAUACAAUUACCGUUCGCGACAUUCUUCAAGGGGGUAAAGACAUUGAAGGUGAGGUCAAAGUUGCAGUUAAGCAGGAGGAGAAUUAG
Molecule: messenger RNA, 1530 nt
Organism: Penicillium expansum
Lineage: Eukaryota; Fungi; Ascomycota; Eurotiomycetes; Eurotiales; Aspergillaceae
Product: sugar porter family MFS transporter
Exons: 6
Coding region: 1-1530 (509 amino acids)
Biological process (GO): transmembrane transport; carbohydrate transport
Cellular component (GO): membrane
Molecular function (GO): carbohydrate:proton symporter activity
Source: RefSeq, a predicted model, not a curated record